Serinus canaria (Common canary) is the source of this 2878-nucleotide messenger RNA. RefSeq names its product adenylate kinase 8 (gene AK8). Gene Ontology annotation, biological process: nucleoside triphosphate biosynthetic process. Gene Ontology annotation, cellular component: cytoplasm. The record is from RefSeq and is a predicted model, not a curated record. Gene Ontology annotation, molecular function: nucleoside diphosphate kinase activity; ATP binding; AMP kinase activity. Bases 84 to 1550 code for a protein of 488 amino acids. Lineage: Eukaryota; Metazoa; Chordata; Aves; Passeriformes; Fringillidae. The transcript is spliced from 13 exons.
UGACGUUUCCCCUUUCCCGUUGCAGUAAACGAGGCUGUGGCCACGCCCCCACCCGGAGAUAGGCCGUUUCUCGUCGCGCGGUGAUGACGUCCCCGUUAGCAACGGAGGACGCGGCCCCGGAGGACGCGGCCCGGCCGUGGCCGCCGCCCGCGGGUGCCUACGCGGAGGAGCGGGGGCUCUUCCAGCUCCUGCAGAACAUGCUUGAAGAGCUAUUAAUUCAUAAGCCAGAUGAUCCCAUUGAGUUCAUGAUAAACCACUUAAAGCAAAACAAUGAUGAUGCUCCAAGAAUUUGUGUCCUUGGUCCACCUGCUUCUGGGAAAACUACAGUUGCAAUGUGGCUUUGUAAACAUUUCAAUGCCAUACGUGUCUCUCAGGAGACUUUGUUAUUCAAGGAAGCAUUAAGGCAGACAGAGGAAGCAAAGGCAUAUAAAGAAAGAAACCAGAAAAUUCCCAACGCGCUUUGGGCCAAUCUGAUCCAGGAACGUCUGUCAAACGUGGACUGCAUCAAACAAGGAUGGAUUUUGGAAGGCUUCCCUGAAAAUCAGGAGCAGGCAUGGAUGCUGCAAUCAUCUGGCAUUUUUCCUAGGCAUGUUGUUAUGCUCUAUGCCCCAGACACUGUGCUGAUUGAGAGGAGUGGUGGGAAAAGGCUUGAUCCCCUCACACAAGAGGUUUUCCACACAACCUUUGACUGGCCAAGUGACCCCCUGGUGCAGCUGAGGUUGGUGAAACCAGAAGAUUUCUCUGAGCAGGAGGUGUCCAAGAAGCUGCUGGAAUAUCACAGAAACUUCCCUGAGAUUUUCCACAUCUACCAGAAGGUUCUGAAAUCCAUCAAUGCAGACCAGCCCUGUGUGGAUGUUCUCUCCCAGGUUCUUGCCUUUGUCCAAAGCCGGCCCAGAUCUGCUGCCCCCUUCACACCCCGGAUUCUCUUCCUUGGCCCCCCAGGCAGUGGGAAGAGCCUGCAGGCUGCACUAAUAGCUCAGAAAUAUGAUGUUGUCAACAUUUGCUGUGGGCAACUGCUAAAGGAAGCUGUUGCAGACAACACAAAACUUGGAGAACUCGUUAAGCCUUACAUUGACAGUGAAUACCCAGUGCCAGACAACCUUGUCCUGAAGCUGCUGACAGAACGCCUGAGCGCCCUGGACUGCCUGAGCAAUGGCUGGGUGCUCUCUGGCUUCCCCAGGAAUGUGGAGCAGGGGGAGCAGCUGCAGAAAGCUCAGAUUAACCCCAACAGGGUGUUCUUCUUCAAUCUGCCCUACGAGUCCAUCAUGGAGCGCCUGGCCCAGCGGAGGACUGAUCCUGUCACGGGGGAGAGAUACCACACCACAUUCAGACCAGCUCCCACUCCAGAGAUCCAGGCCAGGCUCAGACAGAACCCCAAGGACGAGGAAGAAAAUAUUGAGAAGCGCCUGAACAUCUAUUACAGCAAUGUCAAGGGCCUGGAGGACUUUUACCAAGAUGCCUUUUAUGUCAAUGCUGACCAAGACCCUUAUGUUAUCUUUGAGUUCAUAGAAAGCUGUAUCAUUAAGCCCCUUCCAUGUAAAAAACAUUAGAAGUUUAUAAUUUAAAGGGAGGAUUUGUGGAAGAGUUGAUUUUAAAUUUUUCCCUGCAAUAUUUGCAGUCUGGUUGCUGAAGUGGCAGGUAAUCAUCAGCAGGGAGGGGGAAUUCAGCCAAGCUGUGCUAAAUCUGAAGCUCACCAAGGCUGAGUGAAGUUCAGAGGGUAAGAAAUUGGGCUUCAAGGGGAAGUUUUUUGGCUUUUGUUUCAUGAUGCAAGAUAGGAAACACUGUGGCUGAGGAAAUCCUGUGUUUAAUUUGAAUAUUUUUUCUGUUUCUGAAUAGUAGUUUUGUCUUCACUGUGUAAGACCCAUGAAGCCAAUUUGGAGUAUUAAAGCUGUUAGAGGAGUUUGUGUCUUAAUUCUCCACCAAAGCCACCCAGGCACUGUCCCUGCAAGCAAACCCUAAAGCAAAGAGGAAAACAAAACUCCCAGCUCUGCAGUGAACUUUCUCCACAGUGUUUGAGGUCGGGGGCAAAGGUUUUAACUCCCCUGUUAACUCAGAUUGUUUAAAAAGUGCUGACAAACCCUCUGCAGAUGCAGUGGCCACCCCCAUUCUGCAGGGCAGGAUACCCAGAGCCAUGGGAAACUGAUUGCAGCUCCAUCACUUGCAGAACCCAAUCAAGGACAUAACGAGCUGCAGGAGCAGGUGGGUCCCUAAAUUCUCUUUUCCUGGGCUAACAGCUCCCAGCCUGUGGCUGCUGUGCCUGAGCUGUGCCUGGGCAUGUUGGUGCCCAGAGUUUCUUUUUUGUUUCCUUCUCUGGCUGGGUAUGGCAGCAAUGAAAAGUUUUUACCUGGAAAAUCUCUGCUGAAAGCCUGCUGGCUGUCUCAGACUCUGGCUGGGGAAAUGCACAUCCUUAAGGGGAGUGAUCUGUGCUGUGGUAGAGAACUAGGUUGGAUGCCUCUGUUCUGUUUCUUCCCUGUGUGUUUGUGAAUUCCCCCUGCCAGGGCAUGGAAAGGAGCUUCAGGUUCCUCCUGAAAUCCUCAGGGAAGGUGCAGGCAGAGAGAAGAAGCUUUUGGCUUUAGGUGACUCCUCUGCUCCUGUUGCUGUCAAGAUUUGAGUCUCUGUUGUUGUCUUUGGCAGUGAGUGUCUAGAUCUAUGUGGAGAAAUGAAAAAUGUACAGGCCAAAUUUCCUUCUUGCUCAUGUAGAGUGACUUCAGGUGGAAAGACCCAGUUGUCCAGGUGGCAAUGGGGAUAUUGUGUGAGAAUUUAAAGUCAGGACCUUCGAUACUUUUGGGAGGGGAGGGCUGUUGAUGGAUGGGAAUUGGACUCUCUGGCCUUGAAGGCAGCUCUGAAAGUCUCAGAAUAAAUAUCUAAGAAAGCUAAA